AGUGACAUCGAUGUUUUUGCAUCCCUACUACGUGUCAUGCGUCGGUAAAAACAAAGUUAAAUUCGCGGCGUACAAAUCGUGCAUUUUCGCAGCAGCAACAGCUCCCGCCCACCUCAGCGCCCGCUUAGCCAGCGUCGCGCCAUCAAUUGAUCGGGAAUUCGCAGAAGGCGCUGCAGAACCCCGCCUCCACCCCGUCAGCAAGCCCAGAGCAUCAGCUGGAGCUGCCGGAGGAAAAGUGCAAGGAAAAGGCAGGCCAGACGAGGCGUAUAUAUAUAGAUAUAGAUAGGAGGAGGGCACAUCGAUGGCGGGUCAAAAGUUCCAGUACGACGAGAGCGGCGGAACGUUCUACUACUUCGUGUUAUCGUUCUUGGCGCUUAUACUGAUACCCACAACGAUUUACUAUUGGCCACGUAAAAAGAAAGAAGAUCCCAGCAAGCUAAAGGAUGAAUGCCAAUGCGCCGACUGUCUAAAGAAGAAAGCCAUCCUGGCCAAUGCCGAGCCCUACAGGGCACUCAAGUCAUGGAGCAUCAAGCUGACCAUUGUGCUGGGCUGGGCCCUGUUGCUCUUUCUCACAUACCGCGUCUCGCAGUUCGAUUACGAGAUGGCCAGCUUCGAUCCCUUCGAGAUAUUGGGAGUGCCUCCGACCUCAUCGCAGGCGGAGAUCAAGAAGGCCUACUAUCGGUUGUCCAAGGUUCUGCAUCCGGACAAGGAGACGGGUGACGAGAAGUCAUUCAUGAUGCUGAGCAAGGCCUACCAGGCGUUAACCGAUGACGUGGCAAAGGAGAACUAUGAAAAGUAUGGCAACCCGGACGGACCGGGUGCCAUGUCCUUCGGCAUCGCUCUGCCCUCGUGGAUCGUCGAGAAGGAGAACAGCGUUUGGGUGCUGGGCCUGUACGGUCUGGUGUUUAUGGUGGCCAUGCCCUCGGCGGUGGGCGUGUGGUGGUACCGCUCCAUUCGCUUCAGCGGCGACAAGGUGCUGCUCGACACCACGCAAAUGUACUUCUACUUUAUCCACAAGACGCCGCACAUGCUGCUCAAGCGGGCCCUGAUGGUGCUGGCGGCCAGUUUGGAGUUCGACAAGCGGCACAAUUCGCAAGUGCAGGAGCGGCAGUCGGAUAACGACGAGGUGCCAGCUCUCAUCCGACAGCUACCGAACUUGAACGAGAAGUGCAAGGAGCACCCGUUGUGCCGGAUGUACUCCAUCAAGGCCCGCGCCAUCCUGCACGCCCAUCUAGGUCGAAUGCCCCUCAAUCCGGAAACCCUGGAACGUGACCGCCAGUUUGUUGUAAAGAAGUGCCCGUAUCUGGUUCAAGAGAUGGUCUCCUGCGUUCACCAGCUCGUAAUGAUGGCCUACGCUAGGCGUGUGCCUCGUCUGCCCAGCAUCGAGACGAUUGAGAAUUGCAUGAAGAUGUCGCCGAUGAUUAUUCAGGGCCUCUGGGAGUUCAAGUCGCCGCUGCUGCAGCUGCCCCACCUCACCGAGGACCACCUGUACUUCAUGAACAAGAAGCGGCACGUAAAGAACCUGCAGCAGUUCGCCCAGCUGAAGCCCGAAGAGAGCCGCGUGUUGCUAAAGAACCUCUCCGACUUUGAGUACGAGAACACGAUGAAAGUGCUGGGCAAGAUGCCGCUAAUUGACUUUUCCAUCCGCUGCGAGGUGAUCGACGAUGAGAACACGAAUGUGGUCACCGCCGGCGCAAUUGUCACGGUCACUGUUACGCUGGAGCGCAAGGACAUGAGAUCGCUAUUCGGGGACACCAAGGCGCCCGAGAAGCAGGGCAUCAACGACGAGGCCAAUGAGGAGGCUGCCGCAGAGGAUGACGAAGCCGCCGCCGCCGCUGUGCCGGCAAAGAAGGCAUCCGCCUGGGCCAAGCCGCGCAAGGGCGGAAAGGGCAAGGGUGGCAAAAAGCCCGCUCAAAACCAGAAAAACAACCAAAAGAAGGCUCCGCCCAAAGCCUCAUCAACGGCGACAGCCAAUGCAACCGCUUCUGAGGAUCAAACAGGCAACUCUGAUGCAGAAUCCGAAAUGGGCAAUGGCGACGGCAGCGAUGUGGAAUCAGUGGCCGGCGGCAGCGGCAGCGAGGACGACGAGAAGGCCAAUAAGAAUCAUUCGUCGUUGGACGACGACGAUGACGAAGAGUGGGAGAGGCUGCAAGCAAAGCUGAACAAGAGGGAACGACUUGAGGGCAAGUCUCGGCUGUCGCACACCGUCCACUGUCCCUACUUUCCCGAGGAGAAGCAGGAGUACUGGUGGACUUACAUCUGCGACCGCAAGUCGCGCACCCUGCUCACGGCUCCCUAUCACGUGACCAAUCUGGUCGAAAAGGAGGAGAUCCAGCUGAAGUUCACCGCACCACGCUGGCCCGGCGUCUACACGUUUACCGUGUGCCUAAGAUCGGAUUCCUAUCUGGGCAUGGACCAGCAGCAGGAGCUGAAGCUCGACGUGCAAAAAGCGCCCGCACCACCGACAGAUCAUCCCCAGUGGGACCUGAGCGAAUCGGAGCCAGAGCACAAUGACCAACAGGAGAACCUGAGCGACUACACCACAGACACGUCCGACGAGGAGGGCAGCGACUAGAUGGAAUAGACAGAGACGGGCGGAAGGAUGGAAGGACGCGACGUUCCGCCGCCACACCCCAAACGACCUCGACCUCCUCCUAUCUCUCUCUUUCUUUUUUUUCUCUGGGACGAAAGAAGCCUCUUUGUUUUCCCUUUUUAGUAAAUGAGUUUUGCGUGGCGGAGGAGGUGAUCCUCCUUUGCAUUUUUACUAGUUUUGUAAUGGAAACGACGAUCCCGAACUAGAACGUAAAGAAUAACUAUAAACAACUUCAUUUUACCGUGUACUGUACUAAUUAUAAUUAUAAUGUACUGUAUAUUUAAUUAUUUGGAUACAAGAACUAAAAGUGAGACACGUAAAUACAAAAAGUCUAUUGAUAUUUA
This is a messenger RNA of Drosophila kikkawai, 2937 nucleotides long. RefSeq names its product translocation protein Sec63 (gene Sec63). Gene Ontology annotation, molecular function: RNA binding; transmembrane protein transporter activity. Gene Ontology annotation, cellular component: Sec62/Sec63 complex. The record is from RefSeq and is a predicted model, not a curated record. Lineage: Eukaryota; Metazoa; Arthropoda; Insecta; Diptera; Drosophilidae. Gene Ontology annotation, biological process: SRP-dependent cotranslational protein targeting to membrane; post-translational protein targeting to endoplasmic reticulum membrane.